CCUCUAGUCGGAACCUGGUGACCUUGCGUGUGGACAGCAAUGGCUUCUUCUUGUACUGGACAGGACCCAACAUGGAGGUGGACACGCUGGACAUCAGUUCCAUCAGGGACACACGGACUGGCCGUUAUGCCCGCCUGCCCAAGGAUCCCAAGAUCCGGGAGGUGCUGGGCUUUGGGGGCCCCGAGGCCCGGCUGGAGGAGAAACUGAUGACGGUGGUGGCCGGGCCAGACCCAGUUAACAUAACAUUCUUGAACUUCAUGGCCGUGCAAGAUGACACUGCGAAGGUCUGGUCUGAAGAGCUGUUCAAACUGGCGAUGAACAUCCUGGCUCAGAACGCCUCCCGGAACACCUUUCUGCGCAAAGCAUACACGAAGCUGAAGCUGCAGGUGAACCAGGACGGACGCAUCCCUGUCAAGAACAUCCUGAAGAUGUUUUCGGCAGACAAGAAGCGAGUAGAGACGGCACUGGAAUCCUGUGGCCUCAAUUUCAACCGAAGCGAGGCCAUUCGGCCUGAUGGAUUUACCUUGGAGAUCUUUGAACGGUUCUUGAACAAGUUGUGUCUGCGGCCAGACAUUGACAAGAUCCUGCUAGAGAUCGGUGCCAAGGGCAAGCCGUACCUGACGCUGGAGCAGCUCAUGGACUUCAUCAACCAGAAGCAGAGGGACCCGCGGCUCAACGAAGUGCUGUACCCACCACUGCGGCCCUCCCAGGCCCGGCUGCUCAUCGAGAAGUACGAGCCCAACAAGCAGUUCCUGGAGCGAGAUCAGAUGUCCAUGGAGGGCUUCAGCCGCUACCUGGGGGGCGAGGAGAACGGCAUCCUGCCCCUGGAGGCCCUGGACCUGAGUGCAGACAUGAGCCAGCCGCUGAGCGCCUACUUCAUCAACUCCUCCCACAACACCUAUCUCACGGCUGGGCAGCUGACGGGGACCUCGUCGGUGGAGAUCUACCGGCAGGUGCUGCUGUGGGGCUGCCGCUGCGUGGAGCUGGACGUGUGGAAAGGGCGGCCGCCCGAGGAGGAGCCCUUCAUCACCCACGGCUUCACCAUGACCACCGAGGUGCCGCUGCGCGACGUGCUGGAGGCCAUCGCCGAGUCCGCCUUCAAAACAUCGCCCUACCCCGUCAUCCUCUCCUUUGAGAACCACGUGGACUCGGCCAAGCAGCAGGCCAAGAUGGCCGAGUACUGCCGCACCAUCUUUGGGGACGCGCUGCUCAUCGACCCCCUGGACAAAUACCCACUGGCCCCGGGCGUCCCCCUGCCCAGCCCCCAGGACCUGAUGGGCCGAAUCUUGGUGAAGAACAAGAAGCGGCACCCGCCCAGCUCCAGCGUCCCUGACAGCUCCCUGCGCAAGAGGCCGCUGGAGCAGAGCAACUCCGCCCUGAGCGAGAGCUCCAUGGCCACCGAGCCCUCCUCGCCCCCGCUGGGCUCCCCCAGCUCUGACAGCUGCGCAGGCCUGAGCAACGGGGAGGAGGGGGGCCUCGAGAAGCCCGGCCUGGAGCUUCGGAAGUCCCUGGGUGAAGAGGGGCUGCCGCAGGGCCCCGAUCUUCUCGGGCCUACUGACCGUGAGGAUGAGGAGGAAGAGGAGGAAGAGGAGGAACAGGCAGACCCUAAAAAGCCAACCACGGACGAGGGCACUGCCAGCAGCGAGGUUAAUGCCACGGAGGAAAUGUCGACACUUGUCAACUACAUCGAGCCGGUCAAGUUCAAGUCCUUUGAGGCUGCUCGAAAGAGGAACAAGUGCUUCGAGAUGUCCUCCUUCGUGGAGACCAAGGCCAUGGAGCAGCUGACCAAGAGCCCCAUGGAGUUUGUGGAAUACAACAAGCAGCAGCUCAGCCGCAUCUACCCCAAGGGCACCCGCGUGGACUCCUCCAACUACAUGCCCCAGCUCUUCUGGAACGUGGGCUGCCAGCUGGUCGCGCUCAACUUCCAGACCCUGGAUGUCCCCAUGCAGCUCAACGCGGGCGUGUUCGAGUACAAUGGACGCAGCGGCUACCUGCUCAAGCCCGAGUUCAUGCGGCGGCCUGACAAGUCCUUCGACCCCUUCACCGAGGUCAUCGUGGACGGCAUCGUGGCCAACGCCUUGCGGGUCAAGGUGAUCUCGGGGCAGUUCCUGUCCGACAGGAAGGUGGGCAUCUACGUGGAGGUGGACAUGUUCGGCCUCCCGGUCGACACCCGGCGCAGGUACCGCACCCGCACCUCCCAGGGCAACUCCUUCAACCCCGUGUGGGAUGAGGAACCCUUCGACUUCCCCAAGGUGGUGCUGCCCACGCUGGCGUCCCUGCGCAUCGCGGCCUUUGAGGAAGGGGGCAAGUUCGUGGGGCACCGGAUACUGCCCGUGUCUGCCAUCCGCUCAGGGUACCACUACAUCUGCCUGCGGAACGAGGCCAACCAGCCGCUGUGCCUGCCGGCCCUGCUCAUCUACACCGAGGCUUCCGACUACAUCCCCGAUGACCACCAGGACUACGCUGAGGCCCUGAUCAACCCCAUCAAGCACGUCAGCCUGAUGGACCAGAGGGCCAAUCAGCUGGCCGCUCUCAUUGGGGAGAAUGAGGCUCAGGCUGGCCCCGAGACCUGCCAGGAGACCCAGUCUCCACAGCUGGGGUCCCAGCUGUGCCCCAACCCUGCGCCCAGCCCGCCGGACGCCUCUCCCCGCCGGCCCCCCGGCGCUGUCACCUCCCCCACCAGCCCCUCCCUCAGCAGCCCAGGGCAGCGGGACGACCUCAUUGCCAGCAUCCUCUCAGAGGUGGCCCCCGCCCCACUCGAGGAGCAUCGGGGCCACAAGACUCUGCUGAAGCUCCGAAGCCGGCAGGAGCGAGACCUACGGGAGCUGCUGAAAAAGCACCAGCGCAAGGCCGCCGCCCUGACCCGGCGGCUGCUCGACAGCCUGGCCCAGGCCCAGGCCCAGCCCCGCGGCGUCCUAGGUAGAGAGAGCGCGGAUGAGGAUGCGGGGAAGCGGCUCCUGGAGUUCCAGAGGAAACAGGUGCAGACUCUGCUGGAGCUGAGGGAGGCGCAGGCGGUCACGGAGACCCAGCGGAGGAAAGAGCACGUGAAACAGGCUCAGCAGCGGCUCAAGGAGAUUGUGCAGGACGCACAUGCAACUCAGCUCAAGAGGCUGAAGGAGACCAACGAGAGGGAGAAGAAGGAGCUGCAGAAAAUCCUGGACAGGAAGCGCCACAACAGUAUCUCCGAGGCUAAGACAAGGGAGAAACAUAAGAAGGAGGUGGAACUGACGGAGAUUAAUCGCCGGCACAUCACUGAGUCAGUCAACUCCAUCCGUCGGCUGGAGGAGGCCCAGAAGCAGCGCCAGGAGCGUCUCCUGGCUGGGCAGCAGCAGAUCCUUCAGCAGCUGGCGGAGGAGGAGCCCAAGCUGCUGACCCAGCUGGUCCAGGAGUGUGAGGAGCAGCGGGCGAGGCUGCCCCAGGAGAUCCGCCGGAGCCUGCUGGGCGAGACGCCGGAGGGCCUGGGGGACGGGCACCUGGUAGCCUGUGCCAGCAACGGUCACGCACCUGGGAGCAGCGGGCAUCUGUCCGGCCCUGACUCGGAGAGCCAGGAGGAGAAUACGAAGCUCUGAACUGGCUGAACCAGAGGUGGCCGCAGGGCCAGGGUGAGGAAACUGAGGUCCAGAAGUCACGAGUGCCAGGCCACAGCUAAGUCAAGACGCCUUGACCUGGAGGUAGGGUGGGCCUGGACCCUCUGGUGGACUGUCUCCAGCCAGCUUGGAGGACCCGCUCCAGGCCUCUACCUCUGCCCAGGCCAUCGAGGAGUGGCAGACCCGCAGCGAGGGUGCGGCCGGGCUCUGCAGCUGGGUCAGGCUGGCACUUCUUCAAGGCCUCUCCCAGCUUCCUGGCGCUUCCAGGGCUGACCGCCUCCCUCCUCCAGAGGAAGGCUGCCUCUUAUCUGGGCUUAUCUCCUGCCAAUUGAGUGUUUUCUUUCUUUGUUUUUGCUUCAGCCUCAGGCAAACACAUGGGAUGGGGUAGCUCAAUCCCUGGCUUCCAGAUUGGGGCCUUCCCCCAAUCUGGGGACCGUGCCUAGGCUUUCCUGCUUCUGCCUGCAGGCUUUUCUAGCCCCCAAUCUGCCCACCUUCAUGGGCAAAUGCCUCAGCAGCCAAGCCGUGUCUUCCAGACUCCAUUUAAAAAACACUACUUCUCAGUCUCCAGGGUCCUCAAAAACCAGGCUAAACACUAAACUGGGUAUCACAGUCAAGCCCCUUGAAAGCCUGGUCUCUGCUGCUCCCCCAUCUCCACCAAGUCCCAGCCCUAACUCACCUCCUCCCUGAAGUCUCCCCUUUCUCCAGUCUGGCUGGGAACCUCAGCCACCCCCACCCCGCCUCUCCUCUCCCUCCCCGCCUUCUUCCGGGCCCCUCUGCUAGAAGAACACUCAGCUGGCUCUAACCCCACUAAGAAAGGCUGGCCCUCCCCCUGCCAGAAAGCUCGGACAGCGGAGGCUGUGGCGCAAUUUGUGUCUGUAAACCCUGUACAACCAGCACAGGCUGCUGCUGGUCUAUAGGGGGCGCCAAUAAAUCUGGAACUGAGCUUCGAGCUCCGCUCCAGGUCCUGGUGA
Condylura cristata (star-nosed mole) is the source of this 4558-nucleotide messenger RNA. RefSeq names its product phospholipase C, beta 3 (phosphatidylinositol-specific) (gene PLCB3). The transcript is spliced from 31 exons. Gene Ontology annotation, molecular function: calcium ion binding; calmodulin binding; phosphatidylinositol-4,5-bisphosphate phospholipase C activity. NCBI's taxonomy places the organism in Eukaryota, Metazoa, Chordata, Mammalia, Eulipotyphla, Talpidae. Gene Ontology annotation, biological process: phosphatidylinositol-mediated signaling; lipid catabolic process. The record is from RefSeq and is a predicted model, not a curated record. The coding region runs from base 72 to 3569 and encodes 1165 amino acids.